Molecule: messenger RNA, 558 nt
Organism: Vicia faba (fava bean)
Lineage: Eukaryota; Viridiplantae; Streptophyta; Magnoliopsida; Fabales; Fabaceae
Source: the annotation of a GenBank genome assembly
AUGGAGAAUGUGGAGGUGGUUACGGUGAAGGCAAUCGAAGCAACUCCAUCAACCUUCCAAGACUACGGUCAGGUCAUUGAGCCUUCACCGGACACCCAGGGGUUUGGUCCCUACGAUGCUCAACUUGAUCUCAGUCAAGGGAUUCCCAGGUUCUAUAUUAUCCAUUUUGAGAACUGCCCACUUAAAUUUUCUGAUAUCACACACCAUGCAAGUGUGACUCAAUGUCUUGGGUCCAUUGGUGGUAAUGUUUGGUAUAUCGGAGUGGCUAAGCCGUCUAUAGUCGAUUCGAAUGAAAUCAAGGAUGACUCAGGCAAGACAGUCGUGAAGUCACGCAGUGGUCAUUUUUAUGUGCCUCCCACCAUCGAGGAUGUCCAAGUUUUCAAGGUGUCGGGUCCCAAAUUUCUCAAGCUUAAUCGUGGGACAUGGCAUGUCGGACCGCUAUUUACGUCCGAGGCAAUGGACUUUUGCAUUUUAGAACUUACCAAUACAAAUGUAGUUGAUCGUACCACACACAACUUUAAGAAGCAGAAUGGAAUAGCUUUUUUAGUUGUUGAGUAA